Molecule: messenger RNA, 3212 nt
Organism: Malaya genurostris
Lineage: Eukaryota; Metazoa; Arthropoda; Insecta; Diptera; Culicidae
Product: aminopeptidase N-like
Exons: 4
Coding region: 312-3128 (938 amino acids)
Biological process (GO): proteolysis; peptide catabolic process
Cellular component (GO): cytoplasm
Molecular function (GO): zinc ion binding; metalloaminopeptidase activity; peptide binding
Source: RefSeq, a predicted model, not a curated record
CCUUGCGGCAUAGACCAGCAUGCAGCCAGCAGUGCAGUUUCAAGGAUCCAUGUCGGAUUAUCAGCCGGAGCAUGAGUUUAAUAGCAUCCGAAGUCCCAAUGAUAGUUGUGGUACUGACGAUGGGAAAUUAUUUGGAUGCCAGGUUUAUUAUAUAAAAUACGUAUCAGACAUGACCGGGGUUUUUUCUGCCAGUUGAGCUCAGCAGUAAAGGUUGAAGGAAGGAGAAGGAGUAGCUUCUGAAUAUUAAAUUAUCAUCUUGUUGCUAAUCAUUCUGUGCGAACCGUCAGCGUCAGUAGGUAUUCUUCCCAGCUAUGAACCGGGUAGUGCUCGUGACGCUCCUGAUUACACUGACAGCCUUGGAUGGCUUAGCUAAAUUUCUAGUUAACGGUAGCAAGGACACCAGCUAUCGACUUCCUCGUGAAGUGAUUCCAGAGCAUUACGAUCUGGAAGUGCAUACUCAUCUGAACGAUGACGGAAAGGAGUUUCGAUUCCAUGGGAUGGUGAAUAUAACGGUAAGAUCCCGUUACAACUCGAUCGACAUCACAUUGCACUCGAAAAACCUCUCCAUUGCCGAAAACAAUAUUUCAAUCCGUGACCUGUACCACAAGCGGCAAGUAAAAAUAUUCGCGAUUGCCUACGACCCCCGGAAUGACUUCUUGAUCAUACGCACCGCUGGACUGUUCCGAGAAGGUCACCGAUACCGGCUAAGCAUCCCGUUCGAGGCCGAGCUGAAGGCAGACGUUAUUGGAUAUUAUCGCAGUAGCUACUUGAACUCGGAAAGUGGACAACGGGUAUGGCUUUCGACAACGCAAUUUCAAGCGAUACACGCUCGAAGAGCAUUUCCUUGCUUCGACGAACCGGAGCUAAAAGCAACCUUCAACGUCUCCUUAGGCCACCAUAGGAAAUAUAACGCCUUAUCCAAUAUGCCACUGAUACGAAGCGAGACCUCCGCAAAUCAACCUAACUGGAUAGUUGAUCAUUUCGACAAAAGUGUUCUAAUGAGCUCCUAUCUAGUCGGGUACUCCAUCAAUGACUACAGUUCAGUGGAAGCAUCGUCGAAUGAUAGAUCAACUGCUGUGACAGUACGAUCUUGGACCCGUAAGGAUGCUACAGCAAAUCUACAGUACGCAAACGAGAUAGCCGUCAAGCUCAUCCACCUUUACGAACAAAACUUCAAUCUACAGUUUCCACUGCCGAAGCUAGACUUCAUCUCGAUCCCGGACAUGCUAUUCGCUGCCAUGGAAAAUUGGGGUUUGGUAACAUUCACCGAAGCAGGCCUGGAGUAUUCACCAUCGGCAGCGACGAUUGAAAAUCAACACUUCGUAGCAUCUGUGGUAGCCCACGAAAUAGCGCACAUGUGGUUUGGCAAUCUCGUCACGAUGCGUUGGUGGACCGAUCUAUGGCUGAACGAAGGAUUCGCUCGGUACACAGAGUUUCAGGCCGUCGAUUAUCUCCAUCCUGAGUGGCGAUCGUUGGAUGAUAUCAUCAUAGAGGAUUUGCAGGAGAUAUUUAAGUUUGAUGCGUUAAACAGCAGCCACGCUGUUUCUAUCACGAUCGGUAAUCCGGAAGAGAUACCUCAGUUAUUCGAUUCUAUCUCGUACAAAAAAGGAUCCGCCAUAGUGCGUAUGAUGAAUAUGUUCUUGGGUGAUGAUGUUUACCACAGAGGAAUUGCGCGCUAUCUACAGAGGUUCAAAUAUGGAAAUGCGGCGCAGGACGAUUUGUGGAAGGCUUUAACGGAAGAAGCUAGUGAAGCCGGUAGUUUUCCGGAUUUCUUUGACGUCAAGACCAUCAUGGAUAGUUGGACGCUUCAGACGGGCUACCCAGUUGUCACCGUCGAGCGAAACUAUGUCAACCGGACGAUAGCUUUCCGACAGAUGAGAUUCAUGUACGACGGAACAAUUGGUGAUUCGGCUUGCUGGUGGGUUCCAUUGACCAUUUCAACGGCACGGCAGCCAAACUUUGACCAAACACAACCGCAAGAUUGGUUGAGCUGUUCUCGAGAAACGAUUAUCGUACUGCCCGAUCCACCCUGCGACAACGAAUGGAUCAUUGUGAACCAUAAGCUAGCCGGGCUAUACAAGGUUCAAUACGAUUACGAUAACUACCGUCUGUUGGCGAUACAGCUUAAAAGUUCCGGAUUCCAUGCGAUAAAUCCGAUCAACCGUGCCCAACUGAUCGACGACGCGCUGGAUUUUUCCUGGUCUGGUAUUCAGGACUAUUCGAUAGCUUUCUCACUCCUCAAUUACCUUCCAUCGGAAUCUGAGUACAUACCGUGGAAAGCUGCUCUUACGAAUCUCGAUGUGCUGGGUCGGAUACUGGAGAAUACGUCCUAUCACGAUACGUACCAAGCGUACGUAAGUCAUCUUCUGACGCCAUUGUAUAGCAGGUUGAACGUAUUUCAAACAAAAGACACGACCUCCAGAUUGGGACAAGCUCGUUUGAGAAAACUGGUAACUGAUUGGGCUUGUCGCAUGAAUAUUGGUGAUUGUGUAGUUAGUGCCGUCAAGCUGUUCGACAACUGGAUCACCAAUGGUACGAAUUCCGUUCCAUUGAACUUACGGUCUACUGUUUACUGCACGGCGAUUCGCGAAGGUUCCCAACGAGAAUGGGAUUUCUUGUGGGCUCGUUAUCGGGAUGGUAAUAUUGCUAGUUCCGAACGAUCGGCUGUAGCACAAGGGCUGUCUUGUACGAAGGAUGUGGAGUUGAUGGGAAGACUACUGUAUUGGUCUACUGGUAACACUCCGGUACUUCGCCUAGAGGAUACGACUGUAGUCUUCUACACUAUAGCCGAACAGCAAGAUGGAAAACCGGUGGCUAAGCGUUUCCUGUUCGAUAACAUCGAUAAAAUGGCAGACUACGUAAAUCCGGAAACAUUCGAGUCUCGGCUGGCAAGUCACGUGAAGGUUUUGGCACAGCAAAUAACCAGCAAGCCAGACCUGGUAGAACUGGCACAAUUUGUUACUAGUAAGCAGACGAUUCUGGCAGGCAACAGCCUAGCGAUCCGUCAAGCCCUGGAGUUGGCCCAUCUAAACAUUCAGUGGAUGCAGAAUCAGUUGGAAGAAUUUGUAUCGUACUUGAAACUGCUCGCGAUGAACGGAUUCAAUGCGUCAGUGGUGGAAUGGUUCUAGAAUGGACUGGAACAUAAAAAAUUAUUGCUUUUUGGUUCUGUCAGUAUUAUUGUUUGAGUUUAUAAUAUAUUGCAUUAGAAUAUA